Messenger RNA from Haliaeetus leucocephalus (bald eagle), 806 nucleotides. RefSeq lists its product as uncharacterized. Bases 36 to 350 code for a protein of 104 amino acids. The transcript has 6 exons. NCBI's taxonomy places the organism in Eukaryota, Metazoa, Chordata, Aves, Accipitriformes, Accipitridae. The record is from RefSeq and is a predicted model, not a curated record.
UUUGGGUGAAACCACUCUGUUUUCAAAACUUCACAAUGGCCUUACUAACAAGCUGGAUAUCAGUCCUAAUGGCAUUUCUUCUUCUCUUCCAUUUUUGGAGAGCAAAGGUCUAUGCUUCUGGAAACUUAGAGGAGGAAAUAGAUUUCACAUAUGUUAUUAUAGGAGUUACUCUGGGAGCAUUUCUAGCAAUCGCUUUUGUUGCAGUAAUAAUUUGCAUGAUCAAAAACCAAAUGAUUGACAAUGUCUUUGGAGACUCAGAUGGCAAAAUGGAUAGAAGGUCGAACAUGGGAUCGAGCCAAAACAGAGAUGACAUCAAUGUACUAGGAAAACAAAGUACAAAUGAUCAAUAAUCCUUUUGGAAUCAACAGUUACCUGAUCUGAGGAUCAAUAGAAGUCUCUUGUGCACAGGCAGGAAUCUCACCAAUACCAAUUCCUUUCUUUGUUCUUUAAUUGAAAGACUGAUUGAUUGAUUACAGGAAGAGCUUAUAGUGCAUGCUAACUUCAAUCACCUGCACACAAAAAGCCUGCAAUCCCCAACAGCAUGUAUAUGAAGGAAAUGUAUAGGUAAAAUAAAAUAGAUGAGCUCUGCUCAUUAAUAGAUCCUGUUUAGUCUGUGAUAAGCAUAGAAUUGAUUUCUAAAAUCAAUUAAAUACAGGGUAAUCAAAAAGGUAGAAACACAUUUCAGCAGCAGAAUUUAUGGUCAUGCCCGUAUUUCAAGUUAGGUAAAUAAUGACGGAAGUAACUUUAAAAAUCAUUAAUUUGAGUCUGAAAUAAAACAAGGUUUCUCAGGUUCUUUGGGAAAUACA